Humulus lupulus (European hop) is the source of this 1345-nucleotide messenger RNA. RefSeq names its product probable aldo-keto reductase 2. Gene Ontology annotation, cellular component: cytoplasm. The record is from RefSeq and is a predicted model, not a curated record. NCBI's taxonomy places the organism in Eukaryota, Viridiplantae, Streptophyta, Magnoliopsida, Rosales, Cannabaceae. Bases 36 to 1076 code for a protein of 346 amino acids. The transcript is spliced from 5 exons.
AGGCAUUUCCACUCAGAGAAAGAAAGCAUAGAAAAAUGGCGACAGUAAAAAGGAUGAUCAAAUUGGGUUCAGGAGGGCUAGAGGUACCAGCUCAGGGCCUAGGCUGCAUGGGCAUGUCGGCCUACUACGGCCCACCCAAGCCCGAAUCCGACAUGAUCGCUCUUCUCCGCCACGCCAUCAUCAACUCCGGUAUUACCUUUCUAGACACCUCCGACAUAUACGGACCAUUCACCAAUGAGAUCCUUCUGGGCAAGGCGCUUAAGGGAGGAAUGAGAGAAAAAGUUCAGCUGGCUACUAAAUUUGGCAUCAAAUACGACGAGGAUGGCCAGAAUUUUGAGGUGAAAGGCGACCCAACGUAUGUUAGAGCUGCUUGCGAGGCCAGCCUGAAGCGGCUUGAGGUGGAUUAUAUUGAUCUCUAUUACCAGCAUCGGAUUGACACACAUGUCCCAAUUGAAGUCACGAUUGGAGAGCUGAAGAAACUAGUUGAAGAAGGUAAAAUAAAGUACAUUGGAUUAUCCGAGGCCUCAGCUUCAACCAUAAGAAGAGCUCAUGCUGUUCAUCCAAUUACAGCUGUUCAAUUAGAAUGGUCCUUGUGGACCAGAGAUAGUGAGCAAGACAUUAUUCCUACUUGCAGAGAACUGGGCAUCGGUAUUGUGGCAUACAGUCCUCUUGGAAGAGGAUUCAUGUCAGCUGGCUCUAAGAUUGUGGAAACUCUUUCCGAUGAUGACUAUCGGAAGAAUCUACCAAGGUUUCAACCCGAAAACAUGGAACACAACCAAAAGAUAUACGAGCAGGUGAAGGAGAUUGCAGCAAGAAAAGGAUGCACUCCGUCGCAGCUAGCGUUGGCUUGGGUUCACCACCAGGGAGACGAUGUCUGUCCCAUCCCGGGAACAACCAAGAUUGAGAAUUUCAACCAGAAUGUUGGUGCCCUGUCUGUGAAACUGACACCAGAAGAAAUGGUGGAGCUUGAAUCUUUGGCUUCUGCAGGUGCUGUUAAAGGUGAUAGAUAUGAUCAGUCCUUACUUACUUGGAAAGACUCUGAAACUCCACCACUUUCUUCAUGGAAAUUCGAAUGAACACUUGCCUGGCUAUAGUUAAUAUGCAUGCAAUCAUCGCCAUCUCUGAGAAGACGACAUCGUGUGUGCUUUUUUUUAUUGAUGAAAUAAUAAAUUGUUUUCUGUCAAACCGGUGGCAUAUGUCUUAAUUUUCGGAGUAUCAAAAUCUGUUAAUCUGUGUGAUAAUAUAUGUUUCGGUUCUUAGAUAAAUAAGUUAUAUUCCCUUAUAAAAACUAAAAUAUAUUAAAAUAAAAAAAUCUUAAAAAUAAAUAUUUUCAAAUCUUGAAAUA